Molecule: messenger RNA, 2032 nt
Organism: Meloidogyne enterolobii
Lineage: Eukaryota; Metazoa; Nematoda; Chromadorea; Rhabditida; Meloidogynidae
Source: the annotation of a GenBank genome assembly
CUUUGUUCAUAAAUGUCAGGUUGCAGUUCCUCGACAAACGUCACUUGUGACGGCGAACCAAAUGAUGUUGUAGAAUGGCCAAAGUUUCUUCUAGUCAAUGCAGAUCCUCGUGGAUUGUUUGGGAACAACCCUAGGUUUAUGGGAACAGACGAGCAUAUUUUGGGUAUUACUUUGGAAACAAACGAAGAAGGAAUGUUGACUGGAAGUUCAAAUCGUGGGGAUAUUUCUGUGCAAUUUGAAUUAAAAUAUGUUGAUUUGGUAUUCAAAUAUGUUGAAGGGAAACAUUCUAAAGGGGAAAAUGUCAAUCCAGAAGAUUAUUUCGAUACUUCUGUUAUUGUUGUACCUCAAGUUCGAGUUUCUGGUGCUAGCUGGAAGGCUAUUGUACAAGCUCGUUUCUAUGUUUCCGAAAAUUUUGAUGAGUUAAAGCUGGCAUUUUCAGAGAUUCUUUGUUUGAGUAAUGAAUGUUCUUCUAAUCUUCUGACUUUAAAUUUUGGACCAAAUGUCAUUACUAUGAAAAUGGAAAUGAGAUAUAUCUAUGAGAGCUACAAUGAAUUGCCAACAUUCUAUAAGGGAGAUAUGAGUGUUUACUUUUCUCCAUUCAGUUCUCCAGCAUUAAUGGAUAGAGCUCUAAUGGCUUUGUACACUCCAAAAUUGGUAAUGUCUGGUGAAGUUAUGCCUCCCUGUACUUCUUUCUUUCCUGAUUAUAAUAUGGAACGAGAAGAAUUUAUUCAACUCUUAUAUAGAAUCUAUCGUUCAAAAUGCCCCUUAAAUGAGGAUAAUUUUCGGGCAUUAUGUUCUGCUGCAAGUAAAUUAGGGAAUGAAUUGUUGCUUUGGCCGUUAUAUAAAAAUAUUGUUAAUGAUACUUCGUUAGAUUUCCCUCAAAGAGUUAAUAAAGCACUUCAAUUAGGCCUAGAUUAUGCAGCUAAACAAAUGUGUUAUAAUGCUGUUAAAAGUGGGGAAUGGCAAAAUCUUCAAGAGAAAGGGUUUAAUGCAAGAGAUUAUUUUGGAGAUACUUCCUACUAUAAAACUGUUAUUCCAACAAUUAUUGAAGCUAUUAGAGACCAAUUAAGUUAUGACCCAAAAGUUUAUGGUUGUUUGUAUGAACAAAAAUAUCCUCACAAAUUACCUACUUUUGACACUCCAACAGAUGCAAGUGAUCCAAAUAAUGUUGGGAUGUUAAUUGAGGGAAAGAUAAUUUUUGUGAAUAUUGGGAUAUUAAGGACUUUUAGCCGUUUGGAGUGUUUUUAUUUUGAAAAUGGUGUUUAUCAUCCAAAAAUUUCGAAUGAUUUAAAAGAAGAAAUGACCAAUCAAAAUCUUCGUUUAAUUCAAAUAGUCCUUCCAUUAUUUCAACUUCUUUAUGGUGUCAAUAAUUAUGUUCAGUCUAAUUUAGUUAGGGCCUGUCUUAUUUUUGCUAAUGAUCAUCAAAUGAAUGAAAUUGUUGGAGAAAUGGAAGAGUUAUUAAUUAAUGAAUUAAUUGACAGUCCAGAAAAGUUGCUAAAUCAUUUGAAAUUAGCUGAAAAGUAUGGAUUGAAGAAUUUGGAACGGAAAAGUCUUUGGCAAUUAGAAUGUAAAGAAUAUCAUAAAUUUGGUCUUGCAAUGAUUAAUUUGCCUGAAUAUCAAAAAUUGAGAAUUAGAAAUUUUGUGGAGGAACGUUUGUGUUGUGGUUGGGCUGUUGAGGAUGAGGGGUUGGCUAAAAAAGAGCCAACACUUGUGAGUUCUUUUCUGCUAAACAUUGAUCAAAAUAGUAAAGUGAUUGUGAAAUCUAUGGCUAAUUCUGAUAUUAUAUCAGUUAAAGAUAGUUGCAUUUCUGACGAGCCAACAUUCAAAUCUGUCUCUCAAUCAUCGAGUACGGGAACUUCUAUGUCAAAUAUGGCGGUAACUGCAAAGUCUGCGAUGGCACUAUAAAAGAAAUGGAUAAUAAAUAAAUAUAAGAAUAAUGUAUGUAGAUAAUUGUUGUUAAUAUGUAGGGUAUAAUAAUAUUGUUUGUAAUAAUUAAUGAAUGUAUACAUAUAUAGUUGUUUAUAAUUGUUAU